AGGGGUGGAGUUCCUGCGUCUGACUGAUAGUGAGCAGCUGCGUCUGACUGAUAGUGAACGUGCAGCACGGGCUCUAAUUUAGACCAUAAUCGAUAGUAAGUAAAGAGGCGCGGCCGGGGUGAGCGCUCUGUCCCGGGUCAUACGCGGAGUCCAGUUCUGCUCUGGCCGAAGACAUGGAGCUGGUUCGGCGGCUGUUGCUCGCACACUGCGCCGCCCACACCCUGUCCGUGAUCGCGGGCCUGCUGGUGGUUGUGCCACUAGCACUCAACGGCUCUGCGUUUAAGGGGCGUUGUGCGCUCUUCAGCCGGGGGUUCUGGCGGACAGAGAACCUGACUGUGGGCGGCGGCGAGGCAGAAGAAGUCACGCACCUGGUCGUGCAGCAGUGGGGGCCGCCCGCUGCUUGUCAGUUCGCCACUUUUGUUGGGGUCUUCACUGUGCUGUACGGCGCUACGCAGAGCUGGAGGAGUUUAUUUUACCUGCACCGCAGGCACGACGACACCUUGUUCUCUGCUUUCCUCACACUGCUGCUGAGCCUGUGCCUGCUUUUCCUUUCUGGAGGAGCAAGUGUGACCCUCACCCUCGGCCUGGUGUCCUGGUGCGACACUGUCACUGAUCAGAACACUCGGCCAUACAGCUGUGCCGAGUCGCAGUCUGUGCCUCUCUAUCUGGACGUGGAAACCUCUUCGUUCUACUCAGAGCUCACCUGUGCACAGAUCGCUCUGUGGUGUGUGACUGCUCUGUGGCUGACUCACUCCAUCCUGUCCUUCCUGCGGCUCUACCAUUCGCACAGUCAGCAGAUCAGUGGACCUUGUCUGUCCCGAGAGAAGGAGCUUCUCCUGGGCCAGGCUCACCUGGACUGUCCCCUGCCUUGCCAACACAUACAUCCUCCACAAACACCUGCUGUCUUCAUUUAGUCCCACAACUGGACUGAUGUUGCUCCAAAGUUCUUCUGUAGUCGAUCGGGUUAUAGGUGAGCAGUAGGAGAAACCUUAAGGCCAUGGCACUCUAACCAAACAAAUCUCAACAUUACAGUGUAGUGUAUAUAUUGUUUUAGAAUGCAAAAGAACUGAUGAACCGAAGUGAAGCAGUGUGAAUGGGAUGAAGAUUCAAAAACAAUGUGAAAGGCACAAAAAUUCUAGAACAGUGCGAAUGGAGAGAACAUACUAACGAAGUGUGAAUUGGAGCAAACAUUUUAGAGCAGUGUGAAUUGGGGUGAACAUUCUAGAACAGUGUGCAUGAGGACAAACGCUGUAGAACGGUGUGAAUUAGGUGACCCUUCUAGCUCAGUGUGCAGCGGGGAGUGAAUGGCACAAAAAUUCUAGACCCGUGUGAAUGGAGAGAACAUUCUAGAACAGCGUGAAUGGAAGUUAACGUCACAGAACAGUGAAUCAGUAAGAACAUUCUAGAAUAGUGUGAAUGAGUGAGAACAUUCUGGAAUCUUCCAAUAAAUACCACAGACACACUUUUAAGGAUAAAGAAUGAUCCACCACAUAAACAUAUGCGUUUGUUGAUGUUUGUUGGGUCUGCAUGCUCUGGCCUUUAGGAAAAAAUGUAGUGAAGAUUUUUAGACACAUAGAAAAGUACAUCAUCCACAUGGAGCGUCUGGUAUUAUUUUUUUCACUCUCAUGUUGCACUACAAGCUUUAAACACUUAUUUGGCCAUGCAUGUCUGUGAAGAACAAGUAUAUGAAAUGUAGUGGAAACACCAAAAAGCCCAAAAGAGAAACCUCAUUAUAAGUAAGCUUUAAACAUUGUUUACAUGAUGUAUUUUAAAUGUAGUACUUUAAACAUUACUUUGUACUUGUAUUUGUAAUCUUUAGUCACAAGUGCACAAUUGCGCCAACACAUUUUGCAAACAAAGUAGUGUUAAGCGUUUUUUUUUUUUUUUUUUUUUUUUUAAACCAGUGUUUUAGUAUUAGUGUAAAUGUCAUUGAAUGACAUGCAGUGUUAUUAAUUUUUGCAGAAGGAUGAAUUUUGCAGCAGUCUUGCAAUAUGCAAGUAAAAUACUGUCAAGAAUGAGGAAUACUGUGAAGUAAAUGGGAAGGAAGACUAGCAUGCAGCAUGUGCUGAGCUCAGACCCAUACUUAUGUGAACAUGCAGGGUUAUGCAUGCUUGUAUGCUUCUGAAAGUACAGCUGCGCAGACCCUACACGCUCUCUCUCUCCCCCCACCGUGUGAAGGUUUUUCAGAUGAUGCUGUUUGUGUAGAUGCAGUUACUAAGGAAAACACCCGCUCCAAACCUCCCUGGCUGUGACCCAGAGGGUGACAUCAUCUAGGAGGAGUGUGUAAAACAAGUAGGAAUUCCAAGAAUGCCCCCCUCCCCUUGAUCUUUGACCCCUCAGAGAAAUGUGGGUGGCUGUGGUGAUGCACAGAUAGCUGAGUGAGAAACUGGAGGUAAUGGGAGAGAAAAGCUAGUUUGUUUUGUUGAUUAUUUCUAAUGCUCAUGUUUUCUACUGCUGUUUAUAUCUGUAUUAAACUAUUUAAAUGGAUCCUGUCAUCUCUUGGUAAAAAUAAUAAAGCCUUGCAAGAUGUG
Molecule: messenger RNA, 2531 nt
Organism: Pygocentrus nattereri (red-bellied piranha)
Lineage: Eukaryota; Metazoa; Chordata; Actinopteri; Characiformes; Serrasalmidae
Exons: 4
Coding region: 174-914 (246 amino acids)
Source: RefSeq, a predicted model, not a curated record